Molecule: messenger RNA, 427 nt
Organism: Paramuricea clavata
Lineage: Eukaryota; Metazoa; Cnidaria; Anthozoa; Malacalcyonacea; Plexauridae
Source: the annotation of a GenBank genome assembly
AUGUAUGGCGACAAAACAUCCGAGAAUGUCAACAAAUGUAGGUUUGCAUUGUUCAAAUUGGGAAAGUGUUCUGAUGACAUGCUACCGCCAACAUGUGAAAGCUUGCUGCAACACAUACGUCGGGCAAACUAUCAAGCAGCUAUUUGGCGCCAGUGUCUUGACGCAGAAAUGGAUAUCCCUCCUGGUUGUCAUGGAUGGCGGAUAGUCGACGGAGAGUUGAAGAUCGUGUGGUUGAUCCGUCCUCCGGCACGGGACUCGAUACUUGAAUUCAUCCAUUGUGGUUGCAAGACUGGUUGCGAAACUCACCGUUGUUCGUGCAAGAAAGCCAUGAUCCAAUGUACAGAUGUAUGUACUUGUGCUGGGUGUAUGAAUGCAGCGAUUGAUGACGAACAGUCAGACAAAGAGAUGGAAGAAGAGGAAGAGCUCG